Messenger RNA from Phlebotomus papatasi, 899 nucleotides. RefSeq names its product mitochondrial import receptor subunit TOM20 homolog (gene Tom20). The record is from RefSeq and is a predicted model, not a curated record. NCBI's taxonomy places the organism in Eukaryota, Metazoa, Arthropoda, Insecta, Diptera, Psychodidae. Gene Ontology annotation, molecular function: transmembrane protein transporter activity. Bases 117 to 572 code for a protein of 151 amino acids. Gene Ontology annotation, biological process: protein import into mitochondrial matrix; protein targeting; tRNA import into mitochondrion. The transcript is spliced from 3 exons. Gene Ontology annotation, cellular component: mitochondrial outer membrane translocase complex; mitochondrial outer membrane.
GAUCAGCAGCAACGCCACCAGUGGCGAUUUGUGAAAACUAGCGCGGUGCGUGUGCGAAAUUGGAAAAUUUUCCAAAUUUUCCCCAAAAUUCGCGUUUUAUAGCGCACGAAUAUCACAUGGAGAUUAACAAGACGACGCUUGGGAUUGCGGCGGGAGUGGCGGGUACACUAUUCCUAGGCUACUGCAUUUACUUUGACCACAAAAGACGCAGUGAUCCGGACUACAAGAAGAAAAUCCGCGACAGGAGGCGCAAAGCGAAGAAGGCAGCAGCCGGAAAUCGUCCAGAAAUCCCUAAUCUUCUGGACAAAGAUGCCGUUCAAAGAUUCUUCCUGCAAGAGAUCCAGAUGGGUGAGAUGCUGAUAGCAAAUGGGCACAUUGAACAGGGGGUAGAGCACCUGGCAAAUGCUGUGGUGGUCUGCGGACAACCCACGCAGUUGCUUCAGGUACUGCAGCAGACACUGCCGGCCCAAGUGUUCACGCUCCUCAUCCAUAAGAUGAAGGAGUACCGCAACAAGAUGGAGCCCCAGGGAACCGAAGGUCGAGUGGAGGAACUCAGUGAUGACCUCGAAUAGCGCCCCAUCCAGAGUCUCCAUGCAAUUUUUAAUUAGUCUACUAAAGAAAACAAAACAAAAAAGUCCCAAUUCCCGGUGGAGAGGAGGAAGAGAGCAAAUGCACAAAUUGAAGAGCGCUGCUGGUGAGCUUCUUUCUGUUUUGACCCGGACACAAAAUUAAAAAACAAACACACUCAACUUAUCGCGUUAGAACCAUUUAAAUAUUCUUUCGUCGUCGUUUGAAUUAAAUUAAAUGAAGUAUCGAAUGGCAAUCGAUAUGGCUAGAUUUUGGAAUUGUAACCCUUUGAAUUUAGCAUAAUAAAUAUUUUUCUUCACAUGUUGAAUGUA